UUUAUCUCGCCGCCGUCCUGCUGCCAGUGCUGGGCUGUCUUUCAAAGGAAUAUGGAACCAGGAGUGGGCUGUGUUGUCCGAUGUGCAGCGAAGGGACAGUUGUCCGAGUAGACUGCACACCACUGUCGGGCACUCGGUGCAGCUCAUGUGUGAACGGGACUUUCAUGAACAGACCCAACGGCCUGCGUAGCUGCAUCCCCUGCAUCGUCUGUGACCAAGGUCUCUUUGUCAAACAGGAGUGCACAGCAACGACAGACACAGUCUGUGAUGUUUUAAGUGGGCAUUUCUGCAAAGAGCUGAUAGAUGAUACAGGAUGUAGUGUGGCACAGAAACACACGCGCUGUGCACCUGGUCAGAGGAUAAAAGAACCAGGAAACAAGAAAACUGACACGGUGUGUGAACAGUGUCAGCCGGGCUACUUUUCAACGGAUGGAGUGAAUUGCACCAAUUGGACUAUUUGCUUAGAAACCCAAGUAAAGGUCAAAGAAGGAAGCACGAGGAGUGAUGUUAUCUGUGGAUCUGCCUCAAGACAGAACUUCUGUUACGUACCUGUAAUAUUGUUAGCAUUAACACUCGCUGGGCUUGUGAUCACAGUGGACGGCAGCUAAUGGUUUUUAUUUACGUUAUUUACGUUUCUUCCUUUUGGAUUUCAGGCAGACUUAUACCAAAAGAAAUAAAAGUAAGUUCUCCAUAUCUGUUUCUCACAUUUUGCACCCCAUGACAUUCUACAUAGAAACGUGUUAAUGUCAUUUUAAUUUCUUUUUUUUCUCCAACUAUAUAGACUCCGGUAAUGGAAGUUGGUGACUAGGUCUCCAUUUAUUAUUCCAGUUAUUCCGACAGUUCAAACACCAACAUCAAAAACAUCAGUGAUUAUAUAGAUUAGAAUAGAUUGUUUUGGUUUACAUUGUUUAGUGUUGGGCUCUUAGAAAUGUCUGAUACCCUUCUUACAAUAUAAUUAAUAAUAAUAAAUAGAAUUUUCUGUAUGUUUUAACACUAAAUAAAAGAAAAAUAGUAUUAACAAGUUUACUACUAACCAUGCAGCUAAGUUCUAACAUCAGCCUAAUCUACAGACAUCUUGUAUAAUCUCAUUUGAAUGUGUGAGUGUGAGUGUUUUUUUUACUGUUUUUAAUGUAUUUUCUCCCUUUUUUGUAACACUUUGUUAUUGUGCUCCAACAACAGCGACUUAUACACUGUCCCGCAGUCUAAAAUCUGCCAUUUUGCUGCUUUUAUAUGUUUACCUGUUUUAACUGCUCUUUAAUGUUCCGUUUAUUGUACUGCUGUAACUUUUACUAUUUAAAUGUUUUUACGUAAAGCAUUUUGAGAGGCCUUGUUACUGAAAUAAAAUUUAAAAAAAAAAAGCUUCCAAAUUCCAAGUGUACCUGUUCUUGCAAUAAAAACAUUUUUCUGA
Molecule: messenger RNA, 1408 nt
Organism: Etheostoma spectabile (orangethroat darter)
Lineage: Eukaryota; Metazoa; Chordata; Actinopteri; Perciformes; Percidae
Product: tumor necrosis factor receptor superfamily member 14
Biological process (GO): positive regulation of cytokine production involved in immune response; negative regulation of alpha-beta T cell proliferation; defense response to Gram-positive bacterium
Cellular component (GO): external side of plasma membrane
Molecular function (GO): protein binding
Source: RefSeq, a predicted model, not a curated record